Molecule: messenger RNA, 2801 nt
Organism: Pararge aegeria (speckled wood butterfly)
Lineage: Eukaryota; Metazoa; Arthropoda; Insecta; Lepidoptera; Nymphalidae
Product: inter-alpha-trypsin inhibitor heavy chain H4-like
Exons: 18
Coding region: 48-2753 (901 amino acids)
Source: RefSeq, a predicted model, not a curated record
AGUUAUGGUUUUGAAAUUUAUUAAUGGUAUAUUUUUUUUAGACAAUCAUGAUUCAAGCACAGUGGUUAAUUAUAGCGCUAUGCACUACUGUAUUAGCGACUAGCGUGCAGACAGCGUUAGUUCCAGCCCAAGAUGUGGACAUAAUAGUCGCAGGAAGUAACACGAAAACCACAGUGCCCAGCCAAGUUACUGCCCAAAAACCGUACAAACCUAUUGAAAUAACAGAGAUGCUCGUGCGUUCUGAAGUGUCACUGCAUUACGUGCACACGUCCAUGAUUAGUGAAGUUGUGAACCCCGACCCGAGCCCACAGGAGGCCACGUUUCGCGUGCUGCUGCCCGAUACAGCCUACAUCAGUGGUUUUAAUAUGAUUCUAGCUGGUAAGUCAUACAAGGCGUAUGUUAAGGAAAAAGAAGAAGCUAAGAAAAUUUACGAUCAAGCUGUAUCUCAGGGUAUUGGUGCAGCUUAUAUUGCUACAAAAGCACGCGACUCCAACCAAUUCAUGGUAUCCGUCAACGUGGAAGGUAACACUACAGCAACCUUUGAUUUGAGAUACGAAGAAUGCAUGGCACGUCGUAACGGGUUUUACAAUCUCGACAUUAAUCUGCACACUGGAGCUUUUAUACCAAAGUUGGAAGUUGUUGUGCAUAUCCUGGAACAACAGAAAAUAACUGAACUGCGGGUUCCUGAAGUCAGGACUGGGAAUGAAGUUGAUGCGACUGAGAAAGACCCCCAAAACCCGAAAGCUGUUAUUGUAAAGAGUGCUGAUCAGCGAGAAGUAACCAUCACAUUCAAUCCUGAUCUCGAAGAACAAAAAAGACUCGCUGAAAUAUAUGUGGAAAAGACAAAAGAAAAAGCUCCAUCUAAUUCGUACAUCGCUAGAGGUGGAGAUAAUAAAGGAAACAAACAAGACAGUACAGUGCUUGGACAGUUUGUAGUACAGUACGAUGUAGAGCGAUCCAAUGAUGGUGAAAUAUUCAUCAACAAUGGGUAUUUCGUUCACUUCUUUGCGCCAACUUCGCUGUUCCCAUUAAGUAAGAACAUGGUAUUCGUGCUUGACACAUCGGGAUCCAUGUCGGGUCGAAAAAUUGAACAGCUUCGUGGUGCCAUGAAUGCCAUUCUGUCCGAUCUCAAUCCGCACGACUACUUCAGCAUCGUCGAAUUCAACUAUGGUGUGACGGUUCAUGAUAUGAAGGAGGCCGAUCAAGAGCCUCCUCUUAAAUCUCCUACCUACAACUCAAAUCUGAACUCGCGCAAUACUACCGUAACACUGGUGCCACCGACACGCGCUUCACCGGAAAACAUCGCUAAAGCAAAAAUAAUUGUGUCCAGACUUAAGGCUUCCGGAGGAACCAAUAUCUACGAUGCACUGGACAUAGCUUUAAAUCUUGUAAUAAAAGGUAUUGAUCAGGAAACUGAAAUAUAUUUAAUGAAUCAAGACGAAGAUGAGGAAUGUGAUGUUGGAUUUAUUUAUGAUGAGUCUGAGGAAGAAAACAAUGUAUUGGAGCCAGUAAUUAUAUUUUUGACGGACGGUGAACCAACCGUGGCUGAAACAAAUACCACAAAAAUUAUCUCUUACAUUACCGAGAAAAACUCUGGAGAAAAUCGGGCGGCCUUAUACACGCUUUCAUUUGGUAAUGAUGCGGAUCGUAUCUUCUUGCGUAAACUCGCGCUCCGCAAUGACGGUUUCACGAAGCAUAUCUACGAGGCAGCUGACGCGGAAAGGCAGCUCCAAGACUUCUACCGCCAGGUGUCUUCACCGCUCGUCUCCAACGUCAUGUUCAAUUACCUCCAAGAACAGAUAAUAGCAGAGUCUUUGAGCCGAAAUUUUUACCGAAUUGUAAACGAGGGUUCUGAAGUCGUAGUCGUGGGUCAGAUAAAGGAAGGCAUUUCUGAAAUGACCGCGCAAGUUACUGGCUUAUAUGGCACCGAAGAUGGCUUCGGUAGGAUUCCUCACGAAGUGAUUCAAAGAGUACCCGUGCAGUGCGGUAAUGACAAAAUACCAUUGGAGCGGAUGUGGGCCUACGUAACUAUAAAGCAGCUACUGGAUAAACGAGAUGCUGGCGAGGACACAAUCAACUCUGAGAAAAAGGCUCUGGCUUUAGCACUUAAGUACGAGUUUGUAACACCACUGACGUCGCUAGUGGUCGUCAAGCCGAACGCAACCAACUCGGUUGAUGUCGAAUCCGCUGACAAGAUAACGACAAGAGGAAACCCUGCCGCUUUGAAUUUUGCUGCUGGAUCUAGUAUAACAAAUAGAGCUGCAGGUGUCUCCAAAGCUUCGCUAGUUAGAUCACCUAGACCAGCUGUAUUAUCUAAAUCAACUAGAGGGUCAACUGCACAGGUAGCGCCAGCAGCUGACGAAAUACCAAUUACUCCAGCUUUAAAGGCCAAGCCAAGCGUAUUCAAUGAUCAACCCGCCCCUACGGUUUCACCUUUAGCCGAUUACCACCUCGAAGGUUUUGGUUGGACCAAAUCAAUACUCAACACCAGUACUGAUGCACUUGUUUUCAAUGCCAGUGGAAAGAUUGUCACACUUGCACUCACGAAAGAUAAGAACGUGCCAAUCGAGGUUCGCGGAGACGUUGAAUGCUCCGCGGUGGGAUCAAACACGGCGAAUGUUUGCGUUUAUAUCACGCGAUGCUUCGGCGCCCGAAACAUUACUGUCGUUGAAUAUAGCAACAGUUACUGCUGGGUGAAUAACAGGUACGCAGGCUUUUGCUGUCCAAGUAAUGAAGUCGACAGAAAACCUUGAAAAGAUCAACAUUUUACAAGAACUAUAUCACAACUUCUGUUUUUUGAU